CCGCAUCUAGCUAGGUACCUUAUGCGGGGAACUGCCCAAGGGGUUCUCGCAAGCAAGCCGUCUACCUAUAGUACUAUAUGACCUCACGGAGCUAGGAUCCCGACGGCUAUUGGCCACUAAGUCAUUUUCCAGAUAGCCAUCCCAAUUUUGCCGGCCGCUUGCUCCACCCAGCUAGGCUCCGUUUCAUCAACGGGGGCUGGCCCGCGUUGAUCACCCAUAUAUAUACUUUAUGGCGAUAUGCGCCAUCCCACAGGGCGGCUCGCCUCAUAUUCAGGGCACACACACGCGGCAUAGUGCCUAGACAUCCGAUAGUGUAGGAAAGAGAUUACUUUUCCCGGUGGGCCGUAGUGAGGGGAGAUGAUCGGCGGCUUCUGCGCAGGAGUUGGAGGUGGGCGAAGAGGCGGCGUGGGAUAUUUUAAGGCUGGUUGGAUUCCGGAUUGCGUGCUUCUCUCGCGCUCUGUUUUCUUAAGAGUAUCGAACUUUGGGUCUGUCAUAUAUCGAGGCAUCUAGGGAACAGUACUAGACGAUGCAGCUUACUACGAUCUUGGGCCUCUCGGCCUCCCUAUCCGCGCACCUGGCCGCGGCGCAGGGAGCGUCUGGGACGGGACAGACGACGCGCUAUUGGGACUGCUGCAAGCCGAGCUGCGGGUGGACGGAGAAAACGAACAGCGGGAAGCUCAUCGGCACGUGUAGUAAGGAGGACCAGCCGCUGAACGAUAACGGGGCGACGAAGAGCGCGUGCGAUAAUGGCGGCUCGGCGUUCAUGUGUAGUAACCAGAGCCCGUGGGCGGUGAACGAUACUAUGAGUUAUGGAUGGGCUGCUGUUCGCAUCUCUGGACAGACGGAGACGACGUGGUGUUGCGCUUGCUACGAGCUUACGUUUACGAGUGGUGCUGUUAGUGGCAAGAAGAUGAUCGUGCAGGCUAGUAACACGGGUGGUGAUUUGGGGGCUAAUCAUUUUGAUCUUGCGAUCCCCGGCGGCGGCGUAGGCAUCUACAACGCCUGCACGAACCAAUACGGCGCGCCGUCGAACGGGUGGGGAGAGCGGUACGGCGGGGUUACCUCGCGCGAGGCCUGCGACGGCUUCCCCGCCGCCCUUAAGGAGGGCUGCUACUGGCGCUUCGACUGGUUCGGCGGCUCGGACAACCCGGGUGUUACCUUCAAGCAGGUCGCGUGUCCCGCGACGCUGGUCGAGAAGAGCGGCUGCCAGCGGAGUAAUGACGCUAUUGAUGAGACGCCUGUGCCGGAUAAUUUUUAGGGGAAUAAUUAUGGGGGAGGAGGGAUGAGUACAUGUAAUGUAUGGGUGUAGGAAGUUUGGAAAGAGGAGGUUUGGUGUAUAUAGGUUGGCAGGUUAGACAUUGGUUAAGUAUAUACAGAAUCCUAACUCGGUAUCAUUAUUAUUCGGUAUUUUAGAAAUGUGUAUGGAGAGGAGAGAAGAGAUCUAGAAUGGUGAUUAGAAUGACGGAACCUGUGGUAGAGAUGACAUCAUGCUAAAUCGUGGUGGCAGGUACGCCCCUUUUUGUGUAACCAUUUACCUCUUGG
Messenger RNA from Annulohypoxylon maeteangense, 1542 nucleotides. Its product is annotated as glycoside hydrolase family 45 protein. Gene Ontology annotation, biological process: carbohydrate metabolic process. The coding region runs from base 527 to 1258 and encodes 243 amino acids. The record is from RefSeq and is a predicted model, not a curated record. The transcript has 2 exons. NCBI's taxonomy places the organism in Eukaryota, Fungi, Ascomycota, Sordariomycetes, Xylariales, Hypoxylaceae. Gene Ontology annotation, molecular function: cellulase activity.